Messenger RNA from Xiphophorus hellerii (green swordtail), 816 nucleotides. RefSeq lists its product as uncharacterized. Lineage: Eukaryota; Metazoa; Chordata; Actinopteri; Cyprinodontiformes; Poeciliidae. The transcript is spliced from 3 exons. Bases 211 to 816 code for a protein of 201 amino acids. The record is from RefSeq and is a predicted model, not a curated record.
UCUAAAUUGCUAUCGCUAUGGCUUCUGUCCCCCCUUGAACAGAGGAGUCUAGGUAGCCUGCUACAACACUGCCUAAAAGACUGAAAGUGAAAGUAAAUUGGAAGUAGUGCUGCUGCUUCCCAGCAUCUGCAGAGUUUAUUGUAAGUCACAUGGUGGUGGGCUGAGGCGGGGUCUGUAUAUAAAGACUGAGACGCUGCAGAACAGCAAAACAUGAAUCCGCCAGAACAACAGAACACCAUGAGCUCUUCAGGUGAAUGGCGCAGAGUAAAGAUCUUCCCAUUCCCCACUGGACAGACAUUUGGUGCCCAUGAGGCAAUAAUGGAAAAAAUGAAGAAUAACAAAAACUACGGGCUAAUCUCCUGGCUAACGUCCUGGCAGACCCCUACACUUGAGGAAAAACAAAGUCCAGAGGAAUCUUCGGUCGUCAUUGUCUUUUGUCCAAUCACCUUAUGCGUUGGGUCAGAUGUGGAAUCAGCAAUGAGAAAUCCAAAAGUCUCAUCACUGGAUAAACCAGUGAUUCUGGUUCUGAUGCAUCACACCAGAGAUCCUGACUAUUCAACUGCAGGAACAAAAUGGUCUGAAAUGUAUGAAAAUGUUGAGCUGGAUGUUCAUGUUCUCUUCCAUGAGACAGUACCAGGAUUACUGACUUGUCAACAAAACGAUCAGGCAAUCGAAGCCAUUGAGAAAAAGUUGUAUGACUACACUACUUGGUCUUUUGGUUCCUCUAAUCUCGGCAAGAGCAAUCAUACCCCAUCUGCAGAAAAGAGUCAAAUAUGUGAUUCUGCCCCAAACAGUUCAUUUUCCCAGUUGCUUUGA